AUGUUCAGCAAUUGAGGCGGUGCUGGAGUUCGUGGAAGGCUGGGAGGAUAAAGUUUUUGGGUAUAAAACGAAAAGCUCCAUUGAUUUGCCUUCACUCAUUUGAGAGCUCUGAUCCAAAGUACAAAGUUUGAAUGAAUCCCCAGAAUAUUUAGCCAGCAUGUGAUUUCACUAUAAAGUACUCCGUAUACUGUAAAGCAAACUGUAGGUGCCCCACCCACCCCCGCCUUUUGCCAGUCUUGGGUUUGAUAUACUCGAAAGUCACCAUUUUGGACUGCAGGGGCCUAUGGGCAUACUGGGGAUGGCUAAAACAGCAAUGCGAAGUGUUAGAACUUUUUCUGUGCCAUAAAGUGAAAGCCAGUUCGUCGUUUCUUGCUCAUUAAAUCGCCAUUGCUGACUUCCUCCCAGUCUCGAGCUUUUUAAAGGGCGUGAAGGUGGGUAUUGGAAAUCAUGUCUAUUUGAGUGUCAAUCUAAGUUCACAUCCUAUGUAACAUUGGCCAAAACUGCAUUUUUCUUAGAAAAUAAUUAUACUUGGUCUUCCCGUGGAUACAUGCAUGUCGACAUUUUACCUUCCAUGGAUUCCUCUGUUCCCAGUUGAAACGGACAUUUAAUAUGGUUAGGGGUUAAGGACUUUCAAGUUGGAUAAGUUUAUUGGUAUCUCAAGAGUGAUGGACAUCAUUUUGAAGCUAAUCAAAGCAGCAUUUUUUAUGCUGCUAUUGCUAUGGUGGUUGAGGGAUGUUUUGAAGAGAAAGAGACAAGGCGGUACUGUUGUUGUUGAUGAUGCUUCCAGACAUAAAGGAAAAACCAUGAUUUUAAAGAAGAUUGUAGUCUCACUGAACUUUAUCAUUGCAAUAUCUUAUCUGGGAUUUUAUCUCCAUGUCAUCUGGAGAUUUAGACACUAUUCCAUUGAUGAUUAUGUUUUAUCAGCCUUAACGUGGACUGCAGCUAGUUUAGUAUCUCUGUAUUCAUUAAACCGAAAAUCGGAAGAUAACAGGUGGCCUUUGAUGCUUGUUCUCUGGUGGGUCUUUUCGGCAGUAUGUUAUUUACUUUUGGUCAUUCUUCAUCUUGCCACCCUUUACUGUUACAUUAAGGUUCCAUUCGUAAUCCCGAAGACCAACAUCGUUGAUUUGGUCACUCUGCCACUGUCAAUUGGAUUGUGUUUUCACAUGCUUCCCAAGUUUUCUACCACAAGAGAACAGAAUGAGGCGCAACAGCCGUUUCUUCCAAAAGAAUGCCAUGACCCUUUUUGUAGUGCUGGGAUUUGGAGCCGUGCUAUGUUCAUGUGGCUUAAUCCACUGUUUAAGAAGGGGCGUCAUGAAAGACUGAGACUAAAACACAUACCUUCCAUUCCUGAAUUUGAUACGGCUGAGCAUGCUUCAUCUUUGUUGGAAGAAGCCCUUCGGGUGCAGAUAACUCCUUCACUUCCCAGUGCAAUAAUCCAUGCUGUUUGGUGGCCUCUCACUGCAAAUGCCUUUUUUGCAGGUGUUAACACAAUUGCAUCAUAUACAUGUCUCUUGCUGAUCACGAGCUUUGUGAAGUUCUUAUCAGAAAAACAUGAUGAUUUAAACUAUCUUCGUCAUGGAUUACUUCUCGCAUUUGUAUUCCUCUUUGCAAAAACCAUAGAAUCAUUGUCCCAAAGACAGUGGUAUUUUGGUGCUCAUCGAAUAGGCAUUAGAAUUAGAGCUGCUCUUAUGGCAUUGACAUACAAAAAGUCUCUACUGGUCAAGCAUGAUGUCACAAGAAAUGGACAAGUCAUCAAUUUCCUUAAUGUAGAUGUUGAGAGGAUAGGGGACUUCUUCUGGCACAUUCAUGGAAUCUGGUUGCUCCCUGUUCAGGUCAUUUUUGCAUUGAUAAUCUUGGGCUUGAACUUGGGUGUUCUUCCCUCAAUAGCUGCACUUUUCACCACAAUUAUUGUAAUGGUGAGCAACACCCCACUUGCCAGUAUGCAAGAACAGCUGCACUCGAAGAUUAUGGAAGCUCGAGACUUUAGAGUCAAAGCCACUUCUGAAACGUUAAAAAACAUCAAAGUCUUGAAACUGCAUUCAUGGGAAUCAUCAUUCAUGAAGAAGUUGCUUCAACUAAGAGCAACAGAGAGGAGUGUCUUAAGGAGAUACCUAUAUACCUGUUCUGCUGUGGUUUUUCUCUUCUGGGCUUCACCAACUUUAGUGUCCGUUGUGACUUUUGGUGUUUGCGUUGUGCUCAAAACACCUCUAAGUGCAGGAACUGUCCUCUCUGCUUUAGCGACUUUUCGUAUCCUGCAAGAGCCCAUAUACAACCUCCCUGAGCUGAUAUCUGUGAUUGCUCAGACAAAGGUUUCAGUUGACCGGAUGCAAGGUUUUAUCAUAGAGGAAAGCCAGAAGAGUUUGACAGGAUAUCUUGCUCCCAAUGUCACAACUGCUGAUGUGGCAGUUGAGAUUGAGCCUGGAGAGUAUUCUUGGGGAAGCGACUACUUGAGAAAACCCACAAUUAAGAUAACUGAGAAAAUAAAAAUCAGGAAGGGAUGCAAAGUUGCAAUCUGUGGUUCUGUUGGUUCAGGCAAGUCAAGCUUUCUCAGCAGCAUUAUGGGUGAGAUCCCAAAGGUUUUUGGGCGAAGUGUCAAGACUAAUGGCUCAAAAGCACUAGUGCCACAAAGUGCAUGGAUUCAGACAGGGACUGUUAGAGAGAAUGUGUUGUUUGGGAAGGAAAUGGAUGCAGGCCGAUAUCAUGAUGUUCUGGAACGAUGUGCUUUAAAACGUGAUAUUGAAAUGUUGGUUGAUGGAGAUCUUACUAUGGUGGGAGAAAGAGGAAUAAACCUAAGUGGGGGGCAAAAACAAAGGAUUCAAUUGGCCAGGGCAGUUUACAGUGACUCAGACAUAUAUCUCCUAGAUGAUCCUUUCAGUGCUGUUGAUGCCAAAACUGGUGCUCAUAUCUUCAAGAAAUGUCUGAUGGAGACUCUGCAUGGCAAAACUGUUAUUUAUGCCACACACCAGUUAGAAUUUUUAGAUGCCUCAGAUCUUGUCUUGGUAAUAAAAGAUGGUACAAUAGUUCAGUCAGGGAAGUAUGAAAAUCUGAUAGGAGACUUGAAUGGUGAGCUUGUGAGACACAUGGCUGCACACCAAAAAACACUAAAUCAAGUCAGCCCUUCCAAAAACUACUGCAUAAACAAGUGUCAAAAUCCAAACAACUUGAUGAUUGAAAUGAUAGAAGAAUGUGAAGAACUUACGUUCAAUGAUAAACAGUUGGAAAACUCUCAGCAGGAAGAGACUGAAUCAGGCCGAGUUAAAUGGAGUGUAUACUCUACUUUUGUGACCUCUGCAUAUAAAGGGUCUCUGGUCCCCCCUGUUCUUUUAUGUCAUAUUCUUUUCCAGGGGUUGCAAAUGGCAAGUAAUUACUGGAUGGCAUGGGGAACUGAAAAAGGAAGAGUUUCCAGAGAGCAACUGAUUGGGAUGUUUGUCUUGCUGUCAGGCGGAAGCACUAUCUUUAUCUUGGGCAGGGCAUUUUUGCUUUCAACUAUUGCAAUUAAGACUUCUCAGCAGUUUUUUACCCGAAUGACUGAAUCAGUUUUCCGUGCACCUAUGUCAUUUUUUGACUCUACACCGUCGAGCAGAAUUCUCAACCGUGCCUCCACAGAUCAAAGCACUCUGGAUACGGAUAUACCUUAUAGAUUGGCAGGUCUGGUGUUUGCUCUUAUACAACUACUCAGCAUCAUUAUACUCAUGUGCCAAGCUGCGUGGCAGGUCUUUAUCAUCUUCCUAGUCAUACUUCCCAUCUCCAUGUGGUAUCAGUCUUAUUACAUCAAAUCUGCUAGAGAACUAGCUAGGAUGGGUUCUAUCCAGAAAGCUCCAAUUCUCCAUCAUUUUUCGGAGUCACUCCAUGGAGCAGCAACAAUUCGUUGCUUUGCUCAGGAAUUUCGCUUCUUGCAGAAAAACUUGAGUUUCAUUGAUGAUUACUCGCGUGUUUCAUUUUUCAACUUCGCCACAAUGGAAUGGCUUUGCCUGCGGAUCAACUUCCUUUUCAACCUUGCCUUUUUCGUUCUUCUCAUCAUUUUGGUGAACCUUCCAAGAUCAGCCAUUGAUCCCAGCUUAGCAGGACUUGCUGCUACAUAUGGAUUAAAUCUUAAUGUUCUUCAAGCUUGGUUUAUUUGGAACCUUUGCAAUGUAGAGAACAAAAUGAUUUCAGUUGAAAGAAUAUUACAAUUCACCAAUAUACCCAGUGAAGCUCCACUUAUUGUUGAAAACAGCAGACCAAAGUCAGAGUGGCCAGAGAGUGGAAGAAUUCAAAUUGAAAAUCUUCAAGUGCAGUAUAGCCCUGAUCUUCCUUUAGUUUUAAAAGGAAUUACUUGCAUCUUUCCUGAGGGAAAGAAAAUCGGUGUGGUUGGAAGAACUGGAAGUGGUAAGUCCACGCUUAUUCAAGCCCUCUUCCGGGUUGUAGAGCCGUCACAAGGACGGAUCAUGAUUGAUGAAAUAGACAUUUCAAACAUUGGUUUGCAAGAUUUGAGGUCUCAGCUGAGUAUAAUACCACAAGAUCCAGCUUUGUUUCAAGGAACUGUGAGGACCAAUAUCGAUCCCCUUGAGCAGCACGCAGACCAUGACAUUUGGGAGGUUGUGGAUAAAUGCCACCUUGCUGGGAUAGUAAAGCAGGAUUACAGACACCUAGAUGCACCAGUUGCUGAAGAUGGGGAAAACUGGAGUAUAGGGCAAAGGCAGCUUGUUUGUUUGGCAAGGGCCUUACUACAGAGGAAGAGGAUUUUGGUGCUUGAUGAAGCUACUGCUUCAGUAGAUACAGCUACUGACAAUGUUAUUCAAAAAACAAUACGAGAAGAAACUAGCAGUUGCACAGUCAUAACUGUCGCGCAUCGGAUUCCCACCGUCAUUGACAAUGACCUUGUCCUUGUACUUGAUGAAGGAAAAAUUCUUGAAUAUGAUUCUCCUGCUCGGCUACUUGAAGACGAUUCCUCUGCAUUUUCUAAUUUGGUGAGGGAAUUCUUGAGGAGAUCCACCGAGGCAGGCCAAUUGUGAUGUCCGGAUUAGUCACACUCUAAACCCCAUGUCAUUUCUAUCCUCACAACAACCCUUGGCACGUAAGUGACUCUCAUGAACAGCAGCUAGAAGAGGGAUGGGUGUUUCGACUGGAAUCAGCUUAGGAUAGUCUCUAAUCACAUCUAACACAGCCUAGUUAGAGAUGUAGCAGUGGGAAUUGGGUAAUUGAAACAAAGGUUUCUUAAUCAACCUACCAACACGGAACGAUAUGAGACUAUAUAAAAAAUUGUUGCAAAUGAGAGUAAAACACGAAUAAAAGUGCACAAACACGAAUGUUAAAUAUAAAGUGCAAAUACAAGUAUGACUCAUUUAGUCCUAAUAGAAUAGCAAAAGUAGUUAAAUUUUCUUCAUGUAGGGGUGAAUGCAUACUUGAGAUUAAAUCAGUUAGUCCUAUUCGAGGAAAUGUAUUAUGUUUUAAUCAUCAGUAGUUUCUUUCAGUACAGCGUUUAUUUGCUCGGGCAUUGUACUGUUUGCUUCGUUUCUAGAUUAGUAGAGGAGCGCCCUUUGUUGUGAAAACCACGCUAAGCUAGGACUGGGUGGCUGUCGGGUGUUUACGGCUUACCUCGGCUGACAGCAUCGGCAGAGCCUACAAUUUCUAAUAAUAAAAUUGUAUAUUGAUUUGGAUCAUACUUUGUGUUGUUGUUGUUGUUGUUGUUGUUGUUGUUGGGCAUAUGGCAAAGCUUUACUUGGUGCCAUUUCUACCAUUUUGGCUGGCUUAAAACAUGCUUGUAUAUGGCUAUAGCCUAUAGAGAUUUUUACCUGUGGCUGUGACUGAAACAAGGUCUUUCUCCAUUUCAGUUUUCAGUUGGAUAAUACCACUCCAUCAAUUUAGG
Messenger RNA from Cuscuta epithymum, 5848 nucleotides. The record is from the annotation of a GenBank genome assembly. NCBI's taxonomy places the organism in Eukaryota, Viridiplantae, Streptophyta, Magnoliopsida, Solanales, Convolvulaceae.